Molecule: messenger RNA, 1574 nt
Organism: Sabethes cyaneus
Lineage: Eukaryota; Metazoa; Arthropoda; Insecta; Diptera; Culicidae
Product: sulfotransferase 1C4
Exons: 1
Coding region: 59-1105 (348 amino acids)
Biological process (GO): sulfation
Cellular component (GO): cytoplasm
Molecular function (GO): sulfotransferase activity
Source: RefSeq, a predicted model, not a curated record
CCAACAACAGAGCGGUUCAGUGAACUAGCGCGAUUUUGAUUAAGUGAGUGAAUUUAGCAUGGAAUCGACCAACAACGGUACGACGACAGGAAAGUUUCCCUUCAAAAUCCAGCUUGUAGAAGAUGAACUAAACCGGAGACUUCUAAACGAUUUUCACGGUGAAAAAACUGGUUUCGUGCAAGUUGGUGACGACAAGUGGUUCUUUCCCAGCAAGUACCUGGUAUCGGCGGAGCAUUUCUAUGGCUUCAAAGCGAGGCCCAGUGACGUUUGGGUUGCGACUUACCCGCGUUCCGGAACGACCUGGACUCAGGAAAUGGUCUGGAUGAUCUGCAACAAACUGGACUCGGUGGCGGCCCGUAGUGAACCACUCACCAAACGGUUUCCAUUUUUUGAGUUUCACAUUUACAUGCACGAUCUGAUGAAGCAACAGUUUUUAGCCGAAAAUCCAGACCCAGUCGACCAGCGUUUCAUCGAAGCAGCAGCGACGCCAGCAUAUGAAACGCUAAGCGCCAUGUCGACGCGACGCUUCAUAAAGACUCACUUUCCGAUUUCUCUUUUACCACCAAGCAUAUUUGAGGCAGGUGCCAAAGUUAUUUACGUUGCCAGAAACCCCGCCGAUGUUGUGGUUUCCUACUACCACCUUAACAAACUCUACCGUACGCAGAGCUAUACCGGAGAUUUCGCAACGUUUUACGACUACUUUGAGAACGACUUAACGGCGUGGUCACCGUACUGGACCCAUCUGAAGCAGGGAUGGAAAGCACGGCAUUUGCCUAACGUUUUGUUUAUGUUUUACGAAGACAUGAAAGCCGACCUGGCGGGAACGAUACAUAAAGUGGCGGAGUUUUUAGAAACGUUGCUCUCCGACGAGGAGGUUGUCAGUCUAACCGAGCACCUAAGCGUGGAAAGCUUCAAGAAGAAUCCAUCGCUCAACGGAGAGGAGCUGAAAAAGGUCGGUAUACUGGAUUCGAGCGCUCAAGGGUUCAUUCGCAAAGGGCAGGUGAAUGCGUCGGAGGAAGAACUGACGGACGAAAUCAGGGAGCGCCUUCGCGUGUGGACGGACCGAAAUCUAGCCGAUACGGACAUGAGAUUUCCUGUGGUGUAGAAAACUAGUGCAUUGAUUUGUGUGAAAAUUGAAUGUACUGAAUAACAUAAAUUGUAGUUUACAAUAAAGUAUAAGCAUAGUGAAAUAUGAAUAUCAUAGAAUUUAAGUUUUUCUAGAAUUUAAGUUUUAAUGUUACCGUACCAUAAAACAUUUUUACAUUAACAAACCACAAAGUUACAAUUCUAGACCAUAUAAAUUUUUUUCGAAAUUUUCCUAGUUUGUUAUAUGUCGUUGAUUUGUUUUAGUUAGUUCAAAUUUUUAAGUUAAAAUAUGUCAAUUAUGAUUAUGUACGUUUUGAAUGUAUUCACUCGAUUUUUUACAUCAUGGACCAUGAUUCAUGGUACUUCAACUAAAAACGAAACAACACAAUGAUUGCAAAAACAAUAAAACUUCAAGUACAAAACAAUUAAAAACAAUUUGAAACAAAUAAAAGAAGAGAUUUUUGAACCCAAAGGAUUCCCAUUAAACU